Molecule: messenger RNA, 594 nt
Organism: Cryptomeria japonica (Japanese cedar)
Lineage: Eukaryota; Viridiplantae; Streptophyta; Pinopsida; Cupressales; Cupressaceae
Exons: 1
Coding region: 1-594 (197 amino acids)
Molecular function (GO): nucleic acid binding; RNA-DNA hybrid ribonuclease activity
Source: RefSeq, a predicted model, not a curated record
AUGGAGAUGGAACAAGGUUGGAACUUGAAGCAGAACAAUAGUCAUCACAAAAACUUCAAGUUCGUAGAAAGAAAGAAAGUUAAAUGGUCUCCACCUCCAUCCAGACGGAAAAAGUUGAAUUUCGAUGGAGCUAGUAGAGGUAAUCUGGGUUUAUCUGGGUUUGGAGCGGUUGUUAGAGAUGAGAAAGGAAGUUUAGUUGGUGCCAUUUGUGGCCCUGCGAGUGUGGCUACAAAUAACAUCACAGAUAUCACAACAUUAGAAGAAGGAUUUAAAUUGGUGUGUUCUAACAGAUUUAUGAAAGUAACGAUUGAGGGUGAUUCUCAAAUUAUACUAAAUGGGAUCAUCAAAAACAGCUUCACGAAUUGGAGAUUAAAUGCUUGGAUCCCAAGGAUUAAAUCCUUGAUGGAUAAGUUGCUAGAUUAUCAAGUCCACCACAUCUACCCUGAGGGCAAUAAAGUGGCAAACUUUCUUACCAACAAAGGAAUUUCUGAGUCUAGGCUAGUAGUCAUGUCGUCGGCUGAGGCAGGGUUCAAAGAUCUUCAGAAGAUUUUGUACAUUAAUAGCAAGCACAUCCCAAGGAUGGGAAUUGGGUAA